This is a messenger RNA of Acanthocheilonema viteae, 372 nucleotides long. The record is from the annotation of a GenBank genome assembly. Lineage: Eukaryota; Metazoa; Nematoda; Chromadorea; Rhabditida; Onchocercidae.
AUGGUGGUGGAAAAAGUUUGCCGACGUAUUUUUAACUACAGGCAAAAAUAUGUUAUCAAAGGAGUCCAAAGUCUUUACCCGAAAGAAUUAGCCAAAAAUUUAGCUAAUGACUUAUUAAGACGAUGCAGAAUUGAUCCUACAACCACUGCAAUAUGUCUUGGAGUAGAACAGUUUGCUGACGUGUGCUAUGUUUAUGAGGAACACUGCCGAAAACAUCCUGGUGUAUUUCUGUAUGAACAUUCAAAUCAAGGUCGUACGCUAGAAGAACUUGCACGGCUUCCAAAUGCUGUACCACCACCAAAUCCUUUUGAUAAGGAAUUCCCGUCGGAAGGUGUAAAAUUCUCAGAUGCUACAGCAUUAUUUCAAGAAUAG